AUGAAAAGAUAUGCAAACGAAUUCAAAUUGGAAAAAUAUAAGCUAUAUUUGGAAGCAGAAAAUUUAUUUUAUGUCCUGUUAGAUACUCAUGAUAUAGAAGCAAUGCACAAUUUAAUAAAAAAAUUUCCAUUCCAUGUCGACACGUUAUUAGUCCUGUCUGAAUAUUACAAUGAGAACAACAAUUUUGAAGUGGCCAAUAAAUUUACCAAGUUGGCUCUUCUCCUUUUACAACAUAUUUUUCAUAUCGAUUUCCAUCCCAAUAACUUAAACAAACGUAGAAAUAUUUACGUGAAUCCUUACCUGUAUGAUAACAAAGCUUUGUUUAAAGCACUUUACAUGCAUAUGGUCUCUUUAGAGAAUGAAGCAUGUACGAUCACCUCACUUGAAGUAGCCAAACUUUUAUGCAAAAUUGACUUGCAGUAUGAUUUGUGUAGCAUCCUCCUUCGAAUAGACAGCUUGAUUUUAAAAUGCACUUUAUUUGACUUUCUUAUUUAUUUCUCUUUCAAUUUUGUGAUACAAAAUGUACACUGCGAAGGAUGCAAAGGCUGCAAAGUCUGCGAAGACGGCGAAGCGCAGACAGCCGGAAACGCCCUGCAGAGCAAGCUCCUCUUCGACAACUUCGAAAUAAGGUUGCACUUCAUCCUCCCCAACUUCGCCUUCUCCCUGCCACUAAGCAUGUACCUGAAAAACAACAACUUUGUGGACCAUCAGGAAAUUCGAGUGGUCAGUGUAGACGACCUGGUGAGUGCCUUCACAUAUGAGGAGUGUCGAUUUCUGAGUCCCCAUUUCUCCAUUCGUUUUAACUGCCACAGGGAUGGCGAAAGAGGCGGACACGACCGACUUGGCCAAAGUGACAAUGCAGAGGAUGACCUCGGUAGUGCUGAGCGUGAUCAGAGCAACCCCCCCAAAGUUAGCACCAAAGAACAGAAGAAGAAACAACCCUCCCUCUCCUUUUCGGCACAUGUAACUCUCCUAAGAGCACUCCUAUGCUUCCCCAGCUUCCUGCACACAUUUCUUAAUUACAACAACUUCAAAACGACCAAGGUGGUGAAGAAAACCAUUUACGAGACAUCCUUUAAGGAUAUCCUGGCUAGUCCUCCAUUUUCCUCCGCUAGUUUAUUUCCCCCGGAAGAGUAUGAAACUGUACAAAAAAUAAUACGUUGUUACUUAGAGAAGAACAACAUAUAUUACAAAUCGGAGAAGAUUAUCACGUGGUUCCACGUGUGCAGUUCUUUUCUGCACGAGCUGUACAAGGACCCCUCAGCGGCCCAAGCCCUGGACAAAGCGCGCGCACAGUGGCACGCCAAGGUCCCCCUCCUGGACAAAAACAAGUACAAGGACGUCCGGGUCGGAGAAUUCAAGUCAAGCAAUUACCUCCUACCCGAUUUCAUGAUGGAAAAAAACAGAACCUACUCUCCCCACACACCUGGAACUUCUUCCAAUUAUUACGUCUCCUUGAAUAGCAAUUUAAUUAUAGCCUUUUUCCAGAGUCUACUCCCCUGGUACCAAGUGGAUUAUUAUGGUUACCAAAACGACUGA
Plasmodium cynomolgi strain B is the source of this 1539-nucleotide messenger RNA. RefSeq lists its product as hypothetical. NCBI's taxonomy places the organism in Eukaryota, Apicomplexa, Aconoidasida, Haemosporida, Plasmodiidae. Bases 1 to 1539 code for a protein of 512 amino acids. The transcript is spliced from 3 exons. Gene Ontology annotation, cellular component: RQC complex. The record is from RefSeq and is a predicted model, not a curated record.